Messenger RNA from Trichoplax adhaerens, 2550 nucleotides. RefSeq lists its product as uncharacterized. Gene Ontology annotation, molecular function: ATP hydrolysis activity; ATP binding; ATP-dependent chromatin remodeler activity. Gene Ontology annotation, cellular component: nucleus. The record is from RefSeq and is a predicted model, not a curated record. NCBI's taxonomy places the organism in Eukaryota, Metazoa, Placozoa, Uniplacotomia, Trichoplacea, Trichoplacidae. Bases 1 to 2550 code for a protein of 849 amino acids. The transcript is spliced from 16 exons.
AUGAAAAGACAAUAUCCAUUAACCUAUGAACCCUUAAAUGGUACUCUCGAGUAUCCAUCCUUCUUCAGGGAUCGUCUAAACAAACGCAAAAAAAUACAACCAAUUCAAUCUUUUGACACUCUUAACCAGCCAGUGUUACAAGCACAACGUGAAGAGCAACAACGACUAAUUCGAUUAGGUUUGAUCAAUGAUCCAUCCUGUUAUACAUCUGAUACUGCUGAUCAAUCAACACCAGUGGGUACCUCGAUCUCCAAUCCUGUUAUUAUUCUCGAUAGCAGUAGUGAUGAAGAGGAAAUUCAAGAAGUAAUCUAUCCAUUAUCCAAAUCAUCGCAAGAUAGCAAAACGGUGGUCCACUCUGGCUCAAGCGUAACCAAUCCUUCCGCUAGUUCUUACGCCGCUGUUAUUGAUAGUUGUAGCAAAGACAGAAAUAGCCAUAACAACAACAAACCAAAACAUGAAACUUUCUAUCUCCAAAAGAUCAAUCAACUUAUCGACCAAAGUGGGCGAAAACAGGAUCCACUUUUUGACAAUUUGAAGAUUAAAGAUAGUGAUCGUCCUGGAGAAGAAGAAAACAUCGCUGAUUGCUAUAGUCUUAGUUCCGAUGACGAAGAGCUUUUAUCUGAUGACGUCUACAAAAGUUAUUUAACUCUUCGUAAGCCUCCCCCAAGUCGUGGAAUAAUUAAUGUUAAUCGCCCCGCCUCUGAGACGGAUAUUUGCAUCUCUCCUCAUUUAAUUCCUAUUUUGAAAACUCAUCAGGUGGCAGGUAUCCAGUUUCUAUUUAACAAUGUAGUGGAAUCUUUUAAGCGCUACAGAACAAGUGACGGCUUGGGCUGUAUUUUAGCCCAUUCAAUGGGUCUUGGAAAGACGUUACAAGUUGUUGCUUUCAUCGAAAUCUUCUUACGUGCAUUAAGCGCAAAAUGUGUUUUAUGUAUUGUACCUCUAUCUACUCUAGAUCACUGGCUAAAUGAAAUAAAUUACUGGUUGCCAAGUUCUACCUCCGCUCUUUUCUCUAAAUUCAAUUACCAACGCCCAUUUAAGGUCUACCAAAUCAGCAGUAAUUGCAAAUCAUUAAAAGAUAGAGCUAAUAUCAUUAAUGAAUGGCGAAAUAUUGGAGGUGUCCUAAUUAUUGGCUACGAUAUGUACCGUAUAUUAAUGACAAUGUCAGCAUAUCAAAACAACACAAAGAAGGGAGAGGAAGUUGCUUCUCCCGACAGUAUGGAAAUUGCCGAUUUAGAUCUCAUAGAAGAAAAAUCGCAAUACAUUAAGGAUAUUCGUCUUGCAUUAUCAGAUCCGGGCCCAGACUUAGUAAUAUGUGAUGAAGGGCAUAUCUUGAAGAAUGCAGCAACUUCUGUUACGAAGACUUUAAAAGAAAUUAAGACAAAACGUCGAAUAGUUUUAACAGGCUAUCCGAUACAAAAUAAUCUAAUAGAAUAUUGGUGUAUGGUGGAUUUCGUUAGACCUAACUACCUCGGUGAUAAAAAACAAUUUUCUAACAUGUUUGAACGACCUAUAGCUAACGGCGAAUGUGUUGAUAGUACACCAAAUGACAUUAAAAAAAUGAGGUUCAGAUCGUACGUUUUACAGAAAAUGUUAAAAGGCUUUGUACAAAGGCGAAGCCAAAAAAUAUUAAAAGACGCUUUAUUACCCAAGAAGGAAUACGUUUUACUGAUUAGGAUGUCACCUAUCCAAGAAAAACUAUAUAGUACUUUCAUGGAAUGUGUAAUUAAAAAAAAUUGGACCAAAAUUAGCUUAAAGAUUGGCGCUAACGUUUUAUUAGCCUUUUCUGUCUUGUAUAAAGUUUGGAAUCAUCCUGACGUGUUACACCAGGCUAUAAUGCAACAAGAUAAAACCUACCAAUAUGAUAUCUUAAACGAUGCAGAUCGUGAUUUGGAAUUAGAACUUGGAGCUAAUACUAGUAAUGAUAAUUCUGACGUUCAUGGCAAUCACGAAACUAAAGUAACCAGACGUACCAAUAAAACGGAAGACGAAGGGUCAUCUAUAGAUUAUUCAUGGGCGUUUCCAUCGAUGGCGCAUUAUGCACCUGGAGUUCUCGAACAUGGUAUCGACGGUAGCGUACCUAGUCAUGAACGUUCUCGAUUAAUUGAUUUAUUUAAUUCCCCCGACAACAACUCCGUAUGGCUUUUCUUAAUUUCUACCAGAGCUGGUAAUCUUGGUAUUAAUCUUGUAGCUGCAAAUCGUGUAGUUAUUUAUGACUCAGCCUGGAAUCCAUGUUACGAUAAUCAAGCAGCAUUUAGAAUCUACCGGUACGGACAAAAGAAACCGUGUUACAUUUACCGUUUGGUAGGUAGUAACACGAUGGAACAUGUAAUUUAUAAAUGCCAAAUUCGUAAACAAGGCCUUUCACGUCGAAUCAUCGACGAGAGAAAUCCUUGUGCAGUUUUCACUAAAAGAGAAUUAAAAGCUACUAUGCAAUUAGAGGCGCCAUUUGAGCAUGAAUCGUUGCUAUUAGACGAUGAAAACCAAGAGAUUACGCCAGAAGAGGAACGCCAGGCAACGCAAGGUGCCAUAAUCGUACUAGAUCAAUAUUAA